Messenger RNA from Setaria italica (foxtail millet), 998 nucleotides. Its product is annotated as zinc finger CCCH domain-containing protein 43-like. The record is from RefSeq and is a predicted model, not a curated record. The coding region runs from base 191 to 901 and encodes 236 amino acids. The transcript has 3 exons. Lineage: Eukaryota; Viridiplantae; Streptophyta; Magnoliopsida; Poales; Poaceae.
AAAGAGAAAUGCUCCUGACACGGGUGAUUCAAUUGAAUGGACUGAUGCAAACACGACGAUCAUAUGUUCGUUGUUUGCCAAACAAGUUAAGAAAGGAAAUAGAUCGAACACUCAUUUGAACUCAGUAGGCUAUGAUGAGGUCAGCAAUGAAUUUUUCAACCUCACUGCAAUUCGUUUGACCAAGCGUCAAAUGAAGAACAAGUGGGAUAAGUUGAAAACCGAUUUAACGACUUGGAAGAAAUUAAUGAGGAAGCAAACGGGUGCGGGAUGGGACAUCGCAAGAGGUGUGAUUGAUAUGGAUGAUGAGUGGUGGAAGAAGGCAAGGGCGGAGAUUCCAGGUUGCGGCAAGUUUCGAAAAAAACCGUUGCAAAAUGAGGAGGACUUGACAGUGAUGUUUGCUGACAUAACUAAUGAUGAAAGCGAUCAUUGGAAUCCUAUGAGCUCUAAUCCCAUCAUACCACCAACACAAGAGGAUGUUGACAACGGACAUGUGAAUGAGGUUCAUGAUGUCCCUGAUGAUUGUGACGAUGACGGAGUUGCUUGGGAUGAAACAGAUGAGGUCCAAGAGGUUACUCCUUCUCCUACUAUUUUGUUAGCAAACAAAAGAAUUCCACCAGCAAAGAAACAAAGAACUGGAACAGCAAAAGUUAUUCAGGAACAAGUAACUAAGAUUGUUGAGUCCGCUUCCUCUUUUACAUCUAAAAAAUUGGGUGAAGUAACUGUGCAACAAGUCAUGGACCUUGUGUUGGAAUGUGGGGCAGGGUAUGAUACAGAUGAGCAUUAUAUCGCCACAGAGUUGUUUGUGAAGAAGGACCAAAGGGAAAUGUUCAUGACCCUGCCAACAAACGAGAUUAGAUUUAAUUGGCUUCGCAGAAAGUAUAAUGCCAAGUAUGGCAAUUGAGGAAUUGUGUCAUUUUAAUAAUUCUUUUUUGUUCGUAUGAACUAUUGUUAUUGAAACUGCAGUGUUAUUUCAAUUUUUAAUUACUUGUUGGACUGAA